AUGGAAAUUAAUAAAAUUAUUGAAAUUAAUAAUAAUAAUAAUAAUAAUAAUAAUAAAAUUAUUGAAAAUAAUAAUGAUAAUAAAAAAAUUAUUGAAAUAAAUAAUAAUAAUAAUGAUAAUAAUAAAAUUAUUGAAAUAAAUGAUAAUAAUAAUAAUAAUAUAAAAGAUAAAAUUUUAAAAAAAGAAAAUAAAGACUCAAUUUUAAUGAAACCACCACCAAUAUUCAUUACACCAGCAAAUAAAGAUGAUACUAUUACUGUUUUUCAUCAAGGUCAUAUUAUAUCAAUACCAAGAAAAUUGAAAAUUAAUCUUAAAUCAAUUACUGAUUGUGGUCCUGAUGGUGUAAUGUUUAGAGCUAAAAAUGAAGAUUCUAAAGAAGAAGUUAUCGUAAAGAAAAUAUCGGUAUUCUUAAUGAAGGAUGAUAAAAUGGCAAGAAAAUUAUUAAGAAAUUUAUUAUUCCAAAGACAUUUUCAACAACAUCCAUUGGUAUCAACAUUCCAAAGUGUUUUCAAAAGGAAAUCAUCUGAAAAUUAUUUAAUUUCAAAUAAAAACAAUAGAAAUAAUGUUAGACUACCUUUACUACAACAAAAGGGUGAUGAUGAUAUUUAUUUUGAAUAUCUUUUACCAGAGUUUACAUUACUUCAAAUGAUUCAUAAUAAACUAUUAACUGAAUAUAAUAUAAUGAUUUUCUUAUAUCAAUUAUUAACCGUAGUUAAAUUCAUGCAUUCCGCUGGUGUCAUCCAUAGAGAUAUCGAUCCAAGUGCAAUCACAAUUGACCAAAAUCAAUGUUUGAAAUUAACUGAAUUCUAUUUUUGCUUUCCUUCAAAUUGUCCAGUUGAUUUAUUUUUCAAUGAUUAUGAUACAAGUUCAUUUAUUUAUCGUGCUCCUGAAACAAUUUGGAGAAACACAACCUAUACUACUGCCAUUGAUGUUUGGAAUAUUGGUGUAAUUUUCGGUGAAAUGAUAUUAGGAAAAAGACUUUUUAAAACCCAAGAUUUUGAAGAUCAUUUAAUUUCAAUUUCAAAAUUAAUUGGUAAUCCAACUGCUGAAGACCUUUCAAUAGUUCUUAGUAAAAGUAUUUUUCAAUAUAUGGAAAAAAUUCCAAAAUCAACUUUAACUCCAUCAGUUGGAAUUAAAAGGAGAUUUAAAGGUGCUAGUAAAGAUCAAAUUGAAUUAUUACAAGGUAUGCUAUGUUGGGAUCCAAGAAAAAGAAUGACAAUUGACCAAUUAUUAGCUCAUAAAUAUUUUUCAACAAUUCAUGAUGAAUCAAUGCAAAUUAAAUGUAAUGAAAUUUUUAAUCUUAAAUAUUACCCAGAUUUUUAUAAGAUGAAAUCGGAUUUAGUAAAAAAAUCAAUUGAAAAUGAAUUUUUAACCCCAUGCUGA
Molecule: messenger RNA, 1383 nt
Organism: Dictyostelium discoideum AX4
Lineage: Eukaryota; Evosea; Eumycetozoa; Dictyosteliales; Dictyosteliaceae
Exons: 2
Coding region: 1-1383 (460 amino acids)
Molecular function (GO): ATP binding; protein serine kinase activity; protein serine/threonine kinase activity
Source: RefSeq, a predicted model, not a curated record